AUGUGUCGCUCACGGGCGAGAGGGAAGCCACUGCAGUAUAUCCUCGGAUCCCAGCCGUUUGGGGAGGUGGAGAUACUGUGUAGGAGGGGUGUCUUGAUACCGAGACCAGAAACAGAAAACAUAACCACCCACCUCGCCUCCCUCCUCCUCUCGCCCCCCUCUCGCCCCCAACAUCCCCUCCGCAUCCUCGAUCUCUGCACGGGCACAGGCUGCAUACCGCUCCUCCUGCACUCUCUCCUCGCCCCACACAUCCCAUCUCUCCACCUCCAUGGCGUCGACGUCUCCCCCGCAGCUCUAAAUCUCGCAGCCAAGAACCUCUCCCACAACAUCACCAAGAGCCAGCUCCGAGCAAACGCCAGGGAGCAAAUCUCCUUUGCCCACGGCGAUAUAUUCGCCGCGGGGAGCAAAACCAUGGUGUGA
This is a messenger RNA of Letharia columbiana, 420 nucleotides long. RefSeq lists its product as uncharacterized. The coding region runs from base 1 to 420 and encodes 139 amino acids. Lineage: Eukaryota; Fungi; Ascomycota; Lecanoromycetes; Lecanorales; Parmeliaceae. The transcript has 2 exons. The record is from RefSeq and is a predicted model, not a curated record. Gene Ontology annotation, cellular component: mitochondrion.